AUGUUUGAAUCAAUCUACUUAAUAUUUUUCGGAAUCGUUGGCUUAACGUCCAUCAAAAUCAAGCAACCCCGAUCAUCAAAUACACCAAAACUCAUCAAAUACUCACAAUCUCGUAUUGGUUACUUCUACCUAAUUUUUCUGAUAAUUCUAACCUUUGGCUUGAGUGUCCUCUUCUUUAUGCAUUUAACAUCCGAAAAUAUCGCAGCUGAAAAUCCGCUAACACUAAAACUUAGAAUAUCAAUGCGCGUCGCUCGAACACUGACGAUUUUUGUGAUCUGGUUAAAUUGUUUCUUCAAGCAAUCGCAGAUAGUGGACACAGCGAACAGCUACCUUCGGAUGAACACCGAAGCGGUCAAAAUCUACGACGACAUUAGUAAAUCUAAAUUCAAGACCAAGCAUGUAAUUUUUUACAUCCUAAUUGUGGCUCACCUGAUAUUGUUAGUGUCAAGCAUCGCUACUUCGUACCUCUGCAACGGAAUUUUUGACAUCAGAAUUCUGACUAAUGUCUUCGAUUUUGUAAUCUCGGUGCAUAUUUUCCAGUACGCGACUAUAUUAGCGGUGAUAAAAACCAAAUUUGAAAGCAUGCGUUUGAAAUUGGCCGAACUGGCGGAAAUUUAUAACGCGCUGCAAGCGUAUGUAAUCGUUGAAAAAGAUAAAUAUUUGAAGAUACUUCUGCAAGUUAAGACUAUCCAGCGCAACCAUGCUGAGCUUGCAGAUAUAUGCGACAGUAUAUCGGAAAUUUUUGGAAUUUCAGUACUUUUUUCAUUGGCGUAUGUUUUUGGAACGACUGUACAUUACUCUUACUUUGUAAUUUCGCAGAAUUUCGUUCAUCCGAAUAGAAAAUCUAUGGUGUAUACCAUAGAUACUGUUAUACCUCUUGCCAGGUUCAUCGUUUCAAUCACGGCUUUUUGUGUUUUAGCAAACGAUGUAGGAACGCAGCAGAAAAAUAGUACAUUACACGGAGAAAAUUUUAUAGUAGAGUUUAUUAUCUAG
Molecule: messenger RNA, 993 nt
Organism: Cotesia congregata
Lineage: Eukaryota; Metazoa; Arthropoda; Insecta; Hymenoptera; Braconidae
Source: the annotation of a GenBank genome assembly